This is a messenger RNA of Triticum aestivum (bread wheat), 1484 nucleotides long. RefSeq lists its product as uncharacterized. The coding region runs from base 99 to 1418 and encodes 439 amino acids. The record is from RefSeq and is a predicted model, not a curated record. Gene Ontology annotation, molecular function: protein binding. The transcript is spliced from 2 exons. Lineage: Eukaryota; Viridiplantae; Streptophyta; Magnoliopsida; Poales; Poaceae.
AGUAGAUCGGCACACGAGAUGCCGAGCCGCCUAGGAAACCCCCUCAAAAAAAAAAAAAAAGACACUGAGGAAACCCUCGCGCAUCUCCGCCGCCGACCAUGGCGGGCGCUCCCGCAAUCGUCGCCGCCGCCGAUUCUUACGACCGCGAUUGGGCGGGGCUGCCGGAGGAAAUACUCCUGAUGUUCAUGCGGGAGCUGGAGAUCCCCGACCUCGUCCGCUCAGGUGCUGUCUGCGCCUCGUGGCAUGCUGCUUACCUAGCCGUCCGCCGCCAUCGCUUCCCCCUUCCGAUCCCCCGGAAUCAGCUCCCCUGCCUGGUCUACGCAUGCCGCAAUUCCGCCGCAGACGGCGCCGUCGUCUGCUGCCCCUUCACCGGCGACUCCGUCCGAGUCCCCCUGCCGCAGCCCCCGCUCACCCGCCACUCCACGGUCGGCUCCGCGCACGGCUGGCUCGUCACCGCCGACGAGGCCUCCAACCUCCACCUCCUCAAUCCUAUCACGGGCGCCCACGUCGCGCUCCCGCCCAUCGCCACUCUCCACCACGUCGAGAGCUGCACCGACGCCCAAGGCCGCCUCAUGUACAACGUCUUCGACAGGGGCGAUCCCGAGCCGACCCCCUUUGACGCGCGCGAGGCCAGGGACUGCAUGUACCACCGUGUCACCCUCUCCUGCAGCCCGGCGGCUGGGAGCGCCUGCAUCGUGCUGCUGGUGCACAUGCCGAUCGGCGAGCUCUCCUACGCCCCGCUCGGCGACGAGCGGUGGACCUGGAUCUCGCCCGACGACCACCAGCUCAUGGCCAUCAGCUGGGGCUUCAUGGACUCUUUCUACAAUGAGGAUGAUGGUUUGUUCUAUGUGCUUCGCAGCCACAGAUCGGUUUUCACCCUCAAUUUCAAUGGGCCAUCUCUUGUUGUCAAAAAGAUCAUGCGCAGAGUUAGGAAGGGGGAUGAUCCUUCUAGCAUGUACAUCAUGCAAGCUCCAUGGGGUGAUAUUUUGCAAAUAUGGAGGUGGAGGAGCUACGUCGAUUCAUCAACACCCGUGGAGCUUCCUAGAGAUCUGCUGGGUCACAACGAAGAUGACAUAGACCGGUAUAUUGAGCUCAGAACAACUGAAAUAGAGGUCUAUAAGGUGGACCUUGAGAACCAGGCACUUGUGAAGAUGACAAGCUUAGCGGAUCAUGCACUAUUCCUUGGUUAUAAUAGCUCCAUGUGCUUUGCCACUAAAGAUUUUCCAACACUGAAGCCGAACUGUGUCUAUAUCACGGAUGACUCUGUUGAGUAUGUCAACAUGUGUAAGCAUAACUGGCGAGAAAUCGGAGUUUGGGAUAUAGAAAACAAGAGUCUGCAGACUUUUGAUAGUGUUUUGCUUACUAAUUCCUGGAUGAACUGGCCUUCUCCGGUUUGGAUAACACCCUCCCUUUUCUAGUACUCAACUAGCAGAGAAAGGCGCACAAAAUUCUAAUUACAAAUGGAUUUUUUCAGCUCAAUUAAA